GUUCACUCGCAUAUAUUAGGCAAUUCAAUCUUUCAUUCUCUGUGACAAAACUAGUCGGAAAUGAGCUGCGUACAGGCAGGAUAACCCAUUCGUCAUCGAAGGGAAGAAGUGGGUUUAAAACGCGAUCUGUGUUAUUUAUAAAAAAUAUUUCAAUCCGUCGGGGUUGAUCGAAGACAGUCUCUUGCUGAUGUUAACCGUACGGGACGGGCUGAGCAAAACACUACGAGAUAAACCCCUCGGAACAUUACGGUGGGGUAUCGCUGGGACCCCUUUGCCGCUUCGUCGGGACUACGUAGAAGAUGGCAAAUGAUAAUUUGGUGGAUCAAUUACAAGCCUUUAGUAUUCCUGUUUGUCGCAAUUUAUGAAUCUCGUCUGGAACGAAGAUUGUAUGUGCCAAAUACCGGACAGAGUUUGAUGGAGUUGUGUGCACUUUUCUAUGCGAUCCCGCCCCAGAACUAGACGGAAAAAAGACACUAAUUUUGCACGCUGUCGGGAAAGGACAUCAUGUUCGACUGCAUGGACGUUCUCGCCGUGAGUCCGGGGCAAAUGCUGGAUUUCUACACGUCGAGCCCCUCGUCCUGUAUGCUACAAGAGAAAGCGCUGAAAGCCUGCUUCAGCGGGCUGGCACAACGGGACUGGCAGCAUCGGCGGAGCGCACAGUCAAUCGAGACCCAGAGCACUAGUUCGGAGGAGCUGGUCCCGAGCCCCCCCUCCCCCCUGGCGCCCCCCCGGGUCUACAAACCCUGCUUCGUCUGCCAGGACAAGUCCUCAGGCUACCACUAUGGAGUCAGCGCAUGCGAGGGAUGCAAGGGGUUCUUCCGACGGAGUAUCCAGAAGAACAUGGUGUACACGUGUCACCGGGAGAAGAACUGCAUCAUCAACAAAGUGACCAGGAACCGCUGCCAGUACUGCCGACUGCAGAAGUGCUUCGGCGUGGGCAUGUCCAAGGAAUCCGUGAGGAAUGACCGCAAUAAGAAGAAGAAGGAGAGUCCCAAGCAGGAGCAGGUGGAGACAUACCAGCUGACCGCUGACCUGGAGGCCCUCAUAGAGAGGAUACGCAAGGCCCACCAGGAGACCUUCCCCUCACUCUGCCAACUGGGCAAAUACACCACGAACUCCAGUGCUGACCACCGUGUGCGUUUGGAUCUGGGGUUGUGGGACAAGUUCAGCGAGCUGGCCACCAAGUGCAUUAUCAAGAUCGUGGAGUUUGCCAAGCGCGUGCCCGGCUUCACCGGCCUCACCAUCGCUGACCAGAUUACACUCCUCAAAGCAGCCUGCCUUGACAUCCUGAUUCUGCGGAUCUGCACGCGCUACACGCCGGCUCAGGACACCAUGACGUUCUCAGACGGCCUGACGCUGAACCGCACGCAGAUGCACAACGCCGGCUUCGGCCCGCUCACGGACCUGGUCUUCGCCUUCGCCAACCAGCUGCUGCCCAUCGAGAUGGACGACACGGAGACCGGGCUCCUCAGCGCCAUCUGCCUCAUCUCCGGAGAUCGGCAGGACCUGGAGGAGCCCUCAAAGGUGGACGAGCUGCAGGAGCCGCUGCUGGAGGCGCUGAAGAUCUACGUGAGGAAGAGGAGGCCCAGCAAGCCGCACAUGUUCCCCAAGACCCUGAUGAAGAUCACCGACCUGCGCAGCAUCAGCGCCAAAGGUGCGGAGCGGGUCAUCUCCCUAAAGAUGGAGAUCCCGGGCUCUAUGCCCCCCCUCAUCCAGGAGAUGCUGGAGAACUCAGAGGGCCCAGACGGCCAGACCCAGGCGGGAGGGGGGGGCAGUGAGGGGCGAGGGGGGGACAGUGGCAGCGGGGACGACUCUGAUGCCCCCCCAGAGCCAAAAUCUGCCCCACCCUCCCCUGAGCCCACCUCAGAGGACGGCCAGGACGAUGAACCCUAGAACCCCGUCCAAACAACACACACACACACACACACUCUCAUUCUCUUUCCUUUCUUUCUCUGUGCACACUAUCGUCACACAUACACACACACACACUAUCGUCACACAUACACACUAUCUUCACACGUACACACACUCACACACUAUCGUUACACGUACACACACACACACACACACACACUAUGGUCAAUCUGCUUGGACCCUCCGGUUUCAGAAGUCGAGAACAUUCUGUUCCAUUUGUGCACUCGCCCAUCCAGGAGUCCAAGAGACACAGAUACACACACACACACACACUAUCGCCCAUCCAGGAGUCCAAGAGACAUGAAGACAACGUUGCAGGAACUGCCCCCGUCCCGUCUCCUUGGUUACCCUCUAUCCAUCUGUGUGUGUGAGUGUGUGUGUGUGGGGGGGAUUCCCUCCUCUUAAUCUCAACGUUUUAUCUCCCUUUUGCCUCUUCAACACACAACACAGAAAACAAAGCAGAAAGUUCUGGCCUGAAGGGACCAGUGAUGUGUGUGUGUGUGUACAUUAGACAGAAGCUCAGCACAGAGGCAUUAUUCUCUCUAAAGACUAGGAACAAAACACACAGACAGCCUGUGUGUGUGUUUACACUCCUCAUGUCCCUGGAAAUUCAAAACAAAAACAUCUGCAUGAGGGGCUUCAAGUUUUUCUCUUUCUUUCUCUUUAUCAAUCUCUCAUUCUCUCUCUCUCUCUCUCUCAUGUUGUUGGCACACAUUGUACAUACCAUUGUAUGGUUAGCUCUGUUUCUUGAAGACUGUGGUGCUUCUGUUUACUGUCUUAAAUAUUAUUGGUUGAGGCAACACUAGGAUAAAGAUGGGCGCUGUGUAUAAGUCCUUUUACAAAACAGUUAUGUAGAAUGUUCUUGCCUAUAGACAGUUAAGUCUAAAAUUGUGUUGUUCUUAUAUUUAAUUGUUUGUUUGUUUCAUGCAUUUUGGAGAGAAAAAACAAACUGUGUCAUGCUUUGUUAUGGAACAAGUCUUUAUGCGCAGCGACAACUUUCAUAUCACCCCAUUAGCUGCGGGGUGGCUAAUAAGGUUAGCUGGUUAGCUGUGGGGUGGCUAAUAAGGCAGAGGAUUCACUUAACCCAUUAGCUGUAGGGUAAGGUUAGCUGGUUAGUUGUGGGGUGGCUAAUAAGUUUAGCAGGUUAGCUGUGGGGUGGCUAAUAAGGCAGAGGAUUCACUUAACCCAUUAGCUGUAGGGUAAGGUUAGCUGGUUAGUUGUGGGGUGGCUAAUAAGUUUAGCAGGUUAGCUGUGGGGUGGCUAAUAAGGUUAGCUGUGGAGUGGCUAAUAAGGUAGAGAAUUCACUUGACCCAUUAGCUGUAGGGUAAGGUUAGCUGGUUAGCUGUGGGGUGGCUAAUGAAGUUAGCUGUGGGGUAGCUAAUAAGGUUAGCUGUGGGGUGGCUAAUAAGGUUAGCUGUGGGGUGGCUAAUAAGGUUAGCUGGUUAGCUGUGGGGUGGCUUAUAAGGCAGAGGUUCACUUGACAGGUCUCAUAUGGCCCUCCACCCAACUGGACAUCAGAUAUCAGUAAAAACAUCAAGGCAAUACUAUCCUCCGAUGCCCGCAGUCAUCCAUAAGCAGCGUUUCCAAGGCAAUUAUGAGGUGACAGAAGCUGUAGAUGGUCUGUCAUAGUUACCACUCACUACAGUGUUGCCAUAGCUACCACACACAACGGUUUGUUUGAUUUGCAGUAACGUAAUCACAGCGAUCUAAACAUAUAACAUUUGCACUUCUGUCCUGGUAAAACCCAUCCAGGCUACUAUCUGGACUUGGUUUAAAAGGGAAAAAAAAGAAUAACUGUCAGCACUUGGCAAAUAUGGGGGUCAGAGUCACAGACGCCGCCAUGAAGAAGCCGACUUGGGUCAGCCACCCAACACAGUCGAGUCUCGACCUGUGUCAGCCACCCAACACAGUCGAGUCUCGACCUGUGUCAGCUACCCAACACAGCUGAGUCCUGGGUCAGCCACCCAACACAGUCGAGUCUCAACCUGUGUCAGCUACCCAACACAGCUGAGUCCUGGGUCAGCCACCCAACACAGUCGAGUCUCGACCUGUGUCAGCCACCCAACACAGCUGAGUCCUGAGUCAGCCACCCAACAUAGUUGACGCUAACUAAACAAAACGCACAGAUUCUAGGCCAGAGACCAGAAUCCUGAUCCUCUAUUACAUAAGUGUCUUUCUUUUUUUCUUUCUGAGAAACGCAGUAUGAGCAGGCAGGGGCAUUUGCAAUCUUUCUGUAAAACCGUGCUGUUCUUCAACAUACUCCACCACCGUAUCGAUUGUACAUUCUUAUUGGUGUUGUAUUUUGUUAUCUUUUUUAUUAUUUGUUUCAUUUUGUUUGCUGCAAACUAUGGAACCUCACAUUCCGUGACCUUAGAGGGUGUUUUUGAUGCCGUUUUCGCCAAACGGAGCCUUGUUUUUGUCUGGUCCUCAGAAUGAUAUGAAAACCUGCACACUGAACACUGAUGAGAUUCUUAAUGAGCUCCUGACCGCUCUGAAUUGUACAUGAUGUUUAGGAGCGCCCGCUCACAAGAACACGUCCUCUUAGUCAAGACCAUGACACUCACGACUGCUGUAGGACUCCAGAAGGCCAGGACAUGCUUGUAUUGUCUGGUUGCCAAUUUCAAAAACACACUUAAUCAUACAGAUUACUAAUGCUUACAUAACCUUGGCACUUAAAAUGGGCGAAGGAAAUGCCUUCUUAAAGAGACCACUGCUCUUUGUUCAUUCUGUCAUUGUCAGGAUAGCGGCUCAAUUGGACAGAGAUUUACCCCUGAUCCAAUCCAGUUGUGCCCUUGAGCUGGUCUUGAUCUCCCCCUGAUUGGAUCCUGUGGGGAACAUGAUGAGGGUGGAAGUCCAGGCUGGGAUGAAAGGACUGAGAAACUAAGUCUAGGCUGUAGGGGAAAAAAAACAGGGUCUCCAUAACAGCAUCAUUUAUGAAGUUGUUAUAGCAACAAGGGAACCUAAAGCUCUGGUCUUGCCAUUCUCAGCUGUACUCACUCAUUCUCAUCAUACGGGUUAGAAGUGGCAUUCACUCCCAAACUCAGCCUCUGCUGUACUCACUCUCACUCAUCAUACGGGAAUCCCAAACUCAGCCUCUGCUGUACUCACUCUCACUCAUCAUACGGGAAUCCCAAACUCAGCCUCUGCUGUACUCACUCUCACUCAUCAUACGGGAAUCCCAAACUCAGCCUCUGCUGUACUCACUCUCACUCUCACUCAUCAUAAGGGAAUCCCAAACUCAGCCUCUGCUGACUCACUCUCACUCUCACUCAUCAUAAGGGAAUCCAAAACUCAGCCUCAGAUGCUGCUCAUGUUUGACUUUCAAACACAAACAUGCAGUGUAUUUGGAUUUGUAGUUUUAUGUUUUAUUAAGAAGUUAUCAAUUUAAUUGUAUUUAAUGUUGUUUCACUUGAGAUGCUGACAUUGAUCUGGCCCUAAACUGGUCUGAAUCCAGAUAUGAAGUGGUCUGGGUCUGGUCUUGAUCUAGCCUUUAACUGGCCUGGAUUUGGUCUAGAUGUGGCCCUAAAGUGACCUGGAUGUGGUCUAGAUGUGGCCCUAAAGUGACCUGGAUGUGGUCUAGAUUUGGCCCUUAAGUGACCUGGAUGUGGUCUAGAUUUGGCCCUAAAGUGACCUGGAUCAUGAACUGAUAAUAAUUCUGAAUCUGGUCAUAAACUAAUCUGUUAUCUCAAGUGGUCAAGGUUUGAAUCUGAUCCUUACCUGGUCUCAAUCAACUCCAGAUCUAAAGUUGUCUAAUACAUCCUAGCCAGACAUGUGACCAUGGCACAUCCUACCUGGACCACACGAGUAGGGACGACCUGGUUUUACUCUGGCAGCUACAUCUUUGCCUUUACCUCUGUUGCAACAGCUCAACUUGAGACGAGCACCAUUCAUUAAAGCACUUUUUCUGUUGGAGUCAACUCCUUUAGCUGAGUUACGCCUCGUACAGGCGAUUUAAUUAGUUUGGGAAUUUCAGACUCGCUGAAUGUUAAAUUGUUCCCUCGUAUCUUUAAGCUAAAUCUGCAGCUUCUGGCCAUACAGUACAUGACCAGCUGAUGAGCACUUCAUAUGUCUAUAGAGUACAUGACCAGCUGACGAGCACUUCAUAUGUCUAUAGAGUGCAUGACCAGCUGAUGAGCACUUCAUAUGUCUAUACAACAUGACCAGCUGACGAGCACUUCAUGUCUAUAGAGUACAUGACCAGCUGACGAGCACUUCAUAUCUCUAUACAACAUGACCAGCUGACGAGCACUUCAUAUGUCUAUUGAGUACAUGACCAGCUGACGAGCACUUCAUAUGUCUAUACAACAUGACCAGCUGACGAGCACUUCAUAUUCUACGCUGCACACACCAUACAGUACAUGACCAGCUGUGAUGAGUUUGCAUUUUCAUAUGAAUUUAAUCGUGCCUCGCCACAGAAGAGUGUGUGUGUAUCUUUGGUUGCUCUGAUCAGAAUGUCUAAUCAGAAUGUGUGUGUGUGUAUAUUUAGUUGCUGGAUUUGUUCCACAGCUGAUGAAUGUCUCCACUCAUUAGCUUCUGCAACGCAGCCAAUAAGAGGUUCCGUUUCCAUUCUGUUGAAUGUUAGUGAAUGUGAAAGUCCUCUUAACACUGGUUUCAUGACCUCAUGCCUUCAUGUGCAAAAUGGUGCGCUGCGCUGCACUGCAAGAUCACCUGCAGUGCCCAUCGUCAUAUCGGCAGAAUCAAACAUACUCAUCAUGAAGUGGUCAGGGUUACUGGCCCAGAACUCCAGCAUUAAAGGGGAAUCACUGAUUGGUCCACUCCCAGCUAUGACCCAGGGGUUUCCUGUGAAGCAGGAUUAGUGGUGCUGAUUACUGCUAGGUGUUGGGCACAAAGCCUGAAAUGACAAGUUGAACAAACAGAAGCAAAUGUUAAUGCUUGAAUUUGAGCACACCUCGGGCUCCAGGCUUAACAUAUCACUGAUCUUGUGUAAUAGUGUACCCCUCAGAUGAGGCCGAAACCUGGCCUGGGUCAUCUCGGGUCUGACCUGGAUAAAACUUGGGUUCUAUUCAGCUCUCUAGUCAGAUGCAUUCCAUUCCAUUCCGAACAGCUGUGGCCAGUCAGCAGAGGCUCUGACGCAACUGGAGCGCGGCACCUCACAGGACAUUCCUUUGGCGUCCCACAACCCACCACACCACCAACGACCAGGCCGUGCCAGAGCAUCACGUCUUCAUAUUUAAAUCGGUUUGGAAAUCCUUAAAAGCCCAACAGCAGCAUUCUCUCUGUUGAGAGUCCUGCAGCCUCUGAGGUGGUGAGAACUCUGGAAUCUCAUUGAAUGUUUGUGGUGGAACAAAAAGGGGGUCGUCACGGUUUAUGUCUCUAUGCCUCAAUUUUCAUGCAGUGAUGUACAGUUGUAUUCGAACAAUUCUGUUUGCUUUCAGCCAUCUAUAUGGAAGAGGGUCAGCUCAGCAGGCCGUGGAUACUGAGGGGGUUAAAAAGUGAACAAAUGGAUGUUUCUUUUCUCCCAGAGUCCUUGCAGUCUUGCUGGGGUUGACAGAGCAUCUCUGCUUUCUGUCGGAUGUCUUUUCAAACUGUCUCUUGUUUGUACAUUAACAUUAAUGGUUUUUAUGUUCAUAUACCGUUUUAUCUUUACCAUGAACUCUCCUGGCAAGAUAAUAAAAAUAUAUUUAUUUUAAACUA
Messenger RNA from Alosa alosa (allis shad), 7569 nucleotides. RefSeq names its product retinoic acid receptor alpha-A-like. The record is from RefSeq and is a predicted model, not a curated record. Gene Ontology annotation, molecular function: zinc ion binding; RNA polymerase II cis-regulatory region sequence-specific DNA binding; nuclear glucocorticoid receptor binding. The coding region runs from base 505 to 1893 and encodes 462 amino acids. The transcript is spliced from 8 exons. Gene Ontology annotation, biological process: regulation of transcription by RNA polymerase II; retinoic acid receptor signaling pathway; cellular response to corticotropin-releasing hormone stimulus. NCBI's taxonomy places the organism in Eukaryota, Metazoa, Chordata, Actinopteri, Clupeiformes, Clupeidae. Gene Ontology annotation, cellular component: nucleus; transcription regulator complex.